AUGUUAGCUGAUUUUUAUUCCAACUGUAUCAAUUCCUCGAUCGAUGCCAAAUUCAUUGAACGUUUCGAAAGAAUUCAAUGUCAUAUCUUACCAAAUCACUUGUCCUCCAACGCUGUUGCUGCUGCCAUCCAAUCACCAAUCGCUCCAUUGAGUCCAGUACAAAGAGUCGACCCAGUCGAGAUCAAGCAAGCCAUCAAGCCAGUUCAAUAUAAGGAAUUCAAGGACAGUUUCCCAUUCAGUGUUAAGAUGAGUCUUUUGGAGACCGUUCACAACCUCCGUGAAAAGAAUAUCCUAUCGAACCCAUCCAUUCAAUCAAAGUUGAUGGUAUCCAUCGUAAAGACCGUCAUGUUUGAUCUUUACAACCAACGUUUGUCCAAGUUCUUCAGACAACCAGCCGUCCCACAAUUCGCACGUCCACUCUGCGCCGCCGCCAAGGCAUUAUAUACCCGUCACUCUUUGUUCACCAUGAUGGAGUGCAAUAGCAUCCUCGGUAGACAAGAUAUUGACAUCAUCCACGGUGACAAGACCGGUCAACUCUUGAGAUUGGCCAAGUUCAUCGUCGCCAACGCCCCAUCACAAUCAUUCAACAUCCAAACUCCAAACCAAGAUCCAACCUCGUUCUUGACCAACUUUGACAACUUGGUGAAGCUCUUUGAAAUGCGUGACAUCAAGAAGAGCAACGAAUUGAAGCAAAUGAUCGCCAAGGCCGGUCAACACGUCUUCUCCAACGAAAACCAAAUGAUCGCCGCUAUCAAUGAAAACAGUAACUUUGCUGUCAAGGCUGCCAUUGCCCACAUGGAAUCGAGCAUGUUGAAAGAGACCUCCAACAACCAACAAAAUUCAGUAAUUAGACAAAUCAUCCUCUUAGACUCAUUGGUUAAGAUUCAAGAUGAUUUGGGAUGGAUCGUAGCCAACCACUUGAUCUCCGAAGAAAUGGCAAUGGAACUUCCAUUCAUCAUUAGUGAACUCAUUAUUUCUUUAGCUCCACAUACUUUGAUCCUCGUUGAUUCAUUCGAAGUCAAUAGAAAAUAA
This is a messenger RNA of Heterostelium album PN500, 1032 nucleotides long. RefSeq lists its product as uncharacterized. Lineage: Eukaryota; Evosea; Eumycetozoa; Acytosteliales; Acytosteliaceae. Gene Ontology annotation, biological process: fatty acid beta-oxidation. The transcript has a single exon. The record is from RefSeq and is a predicted model, not a curated record. The coding region runs from base 1 to 1032 and encodes 343 amino acids. Gene Ontology annotation, cellular component: peroxisome. Gene Ontology annotation, molecular function: acyl-CoA oxidase activity.